Messenger RNA from Nerophis lumbriciformis (worm pipefish), 1077 nucleotides. The record is from RefSeq and is a predicted model, not a curated record. Lineage: Eukaryota; Metazoa; Chordata; Actinopteri; Syngnathiformes; Syngnathidae.
AUGAACGCGUCCCUAAACCUAUCUGGCAUGGACCUGGACCUUCAAAGGAUGGCGCAGAUGCACCACCGCUACGUCAAGGUGAGCGUCAUUAUCCUCCUGGGGGUAAUAAUCAUUUUGGGGAACAUCGCGGUGCUCCUGGUGAUCACGUCGUCCGUGGCCGGCUGGUCGAGGAGCUCCCGCUAUUUCCUACUCUCGCUGACGGCCGCGGACUCUGCCUUCGGGCUACUGGUCAUGCCCUUAAACCUGUUGGUGAGUCUUCUCAAGGACUACACGGACGGGCCCGACCAGCUGUGUCACCUGGUGGCCUUUUGCAACGCCACAGUGUACGCCACAUGCAUGUACACGCUGGCCGCCAUCAGCCUGGAGCGUUAUGUGGCGGUGCUCUACCCACUAAAGUACUCGUCCAUAAUGACAAGGAGACGGACUCUACUCCUGAUCGCCUUCUCCUGGUGCUUCCCAGCGUGCCUCCUGUCGCCCAUUUGCUUCCCGGGCGGCAUCAUCGAGGUCCGCUUCUCCAACGCCUCGCUCGUAUGCAAUCCGUCCUACUCCAGCAACGUGGGUUACUCGCUGAGCUUGGCCUGUGUCAUCUUCUUCCCGUGCUCCGCGGUCAUGACCUACGCCAAUUUGAGAGUGUGGUCCGCCGCCCGGAGACAGAGCCGCAAACUGCGGCAGUUGGCGCACGUGCAGCGGAGGAGACACAACGUGGCCUCUAGGGUGUUGGUGCCCGUCAUGGCUGCUUACUUUGCUUGCUGGACGCCGUGCAUGGCGGCCAUGAUCUACAACGCACUCUCAGGUAGCUGUGUACCUGAAUGGCUGGAAUUUGUUGUAAUGUGGCUGCCGACAUCCAGCGGUUUUCUCAACUGCAUCUUCUACUUCUGGAUCAACAAAAGCUUCCGUCAAAAGUUCCACCUUAUCAUGCACAGACUUGCCCAGACUGUCUGUCCGGCUCUCGUCGACAACCUGGGAUGGUUCAGAGCCUUGAAGGUUCCGUUUGGCUCGGCGUUUAAUAACAACAAUGUAGUCCAUGAACGUUCUUCGAGCGUUUCCUCCACCGGCACGCUGAUGACCUUGAUCUAA